AUGGUGCGUAAGCUGCAGGACGGCAUGAUGGCGCGAGUCACGGACAACAGAGCUGUAUCAGAGGCAUUCGCAGUGACCAUCGGAGUAAAGCAGGGAUGCGUGCUGGCGCCUACCCUCUUCAGUCUUAUGUUAUCUGCCAUGUUGAUGGACGCCUACCGUGAUGAACGGCAGGGAAUCCGCAUCGCCUACAGGACGGACGGUCACCUCCUGAAUCAACGACGGAUGCACUUCCAAUCACGCGUAUCCACACCCAUCGCUCACGAACUUUUCUUCGCCGACGACUGCGCCCUGAAAACCACCUCGGAAGAGGCGAUGCAACGGAGCAUGGACCUCUUCUCUGCCGCCUGCGAGAACUUCGGUCUGGUCAUUAACACGCAGAAGACGGUUGUGAUACACCAACCGCCACCCAAAUCAGCCACAGCCCCUAAUGCGCCGCAAAGCAGCGUGAACGGAACUCAAAUGCAAGUGGUGUAUAACUUCCCGUACCUGGGCAGUACUCUCAUCCGCAACACCAAAAUCGAUGACGAAGUCGCCAACAGGAUCUCAAAAGCUAGCCAAGACUUCGGCCGACUCCAAAGCAUAGUUUGGAAUCGUCAUGCUCUGCAACUGAGCACGAAGCUGAAGAUGUACAAGGCCGGUAUCCUGCUGACGCUGCUGUACGGAGCAGAGACUUGCACAGUAUACACAAAGCAGACACGCUGA
Messenger RNA from Spirometra erinaceieuropaei, 702 nucleotides. Lineage: Eukaryota; Metazoa; Platyhelminthes; Cestoda; Diphyllobothriidea; Diphyllobothriidae. The record is from the annotation of a GenBank genome assembly.